Messenger RNA from Hemisphaericaspora subhashii, 726 nucleotides. RefSeq names its product polyamine acetyltransferase. NCBI's taxonomy places the organism in Eukaryota, Fungi, Ascomycota, Pichiomycetes, Serinales, Debaryomycetaceae. Gene Ontology annotation, molecular function: aralkylamine N-acetyltransferase activity. Gene Ontology annotation, cellular component: cytoplasm. The transcript has a single exon. The record is from RefSeq and is a predicted model, not a curated record. The coding region runs from base 1 to 726 and encodes 241 amino acids.
AUGGCAGACUUCCCCCCUAAUUUAUCAAUAAGACCAUUAACUAUAGAAGAUAUUGAUCAAUGUAUUCAACUUGAAAAUAAAGGUUUUAAUGAAGAUGAACGUUGUACUCCAGAAAAGUUUCAAUAUAGAUUAAAUGUUUGUCCAGAAUUAUGUUCAGGAUUAUUUAUUAGAGAAUAUGAAUAUAAAUAUAAUGCAAUAAAUUUACCUGAAAUUGCUGAUAAAUUAGAACAACAACAUCGAAAUCAACAAAUAGAACGUCAGCUUACUAAUAAGGAUGGCAAAGAUGAAGGUAAUGCUGCUACCGCUGAAGACGAUGAUGAUGAUGAUUUACCUAGUAAAUCAUCAGUUGUUAAUGAAACUUUAAUUGGACAUAUUAUUGCCACCAAAGUUGCAUCAAAUACAAUUACUGAAGAAUCAAUGGAAUUACCGUCAUCUGAUAAACCUGGUUCUGGUCAUGUAGAAAGUUCAAGACAUAUUGGUAUUCAUUCAAUUGUAAUUGAACCUGAAUGGAGAGGUAAGAACUUAGGUGCUUUAUUAUUACAUGAUUAUAUUCAAAAAUUAUCAAAUCAAGAUUUAGGUGAUCAAGUUAUAUUAUUAGCUCGUAAAGAUUUAAUUACAUUUUAUGAAAAAAUUGGUUUUAAUAAUUUAGGUGAAAGUAAAUGUAAACAUGGUGGAUCUAUUUGGUAUGAUAUGGCAAUUGAUUUAGUUGCAACUGAUGAUCUUUAG